AUGAAACUAUCGACAUUGGCUGUUUUUUCUACAGCUUCCAUCGCUCAGGCAGGAAGAUUGCCAACAUUUUUCCAAGAAAUCUUCUCGAACGAAAACAGGGAUGAUUUACAAUUAUUUAACGAUGAUACUCAACAAGCUUAUACCAAUGGCUGGCAUCCUCAUGUACCAUACUUGUUAAAGCCUUUAGUCACAUCUGAGAAGUUACAAAAACAUAUCAGUCUAGAUGAUCUAAACGCUACUGCUUGGGAUCUAUAUCACAUAGCUGAACAGUCCGAAAAGAAAUACGGGCAUCCAACUCGUGUCAUUGGAUCCCCAGGUCAUUGGAAAACCAUCGAAUACAUUUUGAAACAAUUCGAUGAUAUGAAGGAUUAUUAUGAUGUCUCUUUACAAAGUUUCAAUGCGUUAAGUGGUAAAAUUAUCUCUUUCAAUUUAUCUGAUGCCAAACAUGGUGAAAAUUUUGAUAAUAUUACUGCUUUCUCCUUGUCCCCACCAGUUAAACCAUUUAUUGGUAAAUUAGUUGAAAUUCCAAAUUUAGGUUGUGAAGAUGCCGAUUUUGAUUCUGUUGCACCGCCACCAACUGAACAAUCAGGAAGGUCUCCAAAAAGAAUAGCUUUAAUUGAAAGAGGACAUUGCCCCUUUGGAAACAAAUCAGAUCUAGCUGGGAAACAUGGUUAUCAUGCUGUUAUUGUUUAUGAUAGUGACCCUAAUGCAGAUUCUGGAUUACACGGAACCUUAGGGGAACCAACUAAUAAUACUGUUUCCACUAUAGGUGUUACAUAUGAAACAGGUGUCGAAUUAAUUGAAAAUAUUGCUUUGGAUCCUGAUUAUACUCUCUAUUUUGCCAUGGAUUCAUACGUGAAGAAUAUUACUACUAAGAACAUUAUUGCUGACACCAAAAAUGGUGAUCCAGAAAAUAUUGUUGCAUUAGGUGCUCAUAGUGAUUCAGUUGAAGAAGGCCCAGGUAUCAAUGAUGAUGGUUCAGGUACUAUUUCAUUACUGACAGUUGCUAAACAAUUAACUCACUUUAAAAUAAAGAAUAAAGUUCGUUUUGCCUGGUGGGCAGCAGAGGAAGAAGGUUUAUUAGGAUCAAAUUAUUAUGCUUAUCAUUUAUCCCCAGAAGAAAAUAGGAAGAUUAGAGUCUUUAUGGAUUACGAUAUGAUGGCGUCACCUAAUUAUGAAUAUGAAGUUUACGAUGCCAAUAAUAUCGACAAUCCUAAAGGCUCGGAAGAACUAAGAGAUUUAUAUAUUGAUUAUUAUACCAGCAAUGGUUUGAAUUAUACGUUGGUUCCCUUCGAUGGUAGAUCAGAUUACGUUGGAUUUAUCGAAAAUGGUAUCCCCGCUGGUGGUAUCGCAGCUGGUGCGGAAAAGGAUAAUGUAUUUAAUGGUGAAGUCUUAGAUAAAUGUUAUCAUCAACUCUGUGACGAUGUCUCUAACUUAUCUUGGGAAGCAUUUAUGGUAAAUACUAAGUUAAUUGCUCAUUCAGUUGCAACAUAUGCUAAUUCCUUCAAGGGUUUCCCAGAAAGAGAAACGAAUGCUACUGUAAGUUCAACUUCCUUACUUCAGGAAACUUCUGAGUUUAAAUACAGAGGAAGUAUGUUGUGGCUAUAG
Naumovozyma dairenensis CBS 421 is the source of this 1608-nucleotide messenger RNA. It is a transcript of the gene APE3, whose product is annotated as aminopeptidase Y. Gene Ontology annotation, molecular function: metalloexopeptidase activity. The coding region runs from base 1 to 1608 and encodes 535 amino acids. Gene Ontology annotation, biological process: proteolysis. The transcript has a single exon. NCBI's taxonomy places the organism in Eukaryota, Fungi, Ascomycota, Saccharomycetes, Saccharomycetales, Saccharomycetaceae. The record is from RefSeq and is a predicted model, not a curated record.